This is a messenger RNA of Pyrenophora tritici-repentis Pt-1C-BFP, 903 nucleotides long. Its product is annotated as DDRGK domain containing protein. NCBI's taxonomy places the organism in Eukaryota, Fungi, Ascomycota, Dothideomycetes, Pleosporales, Pleosporaceae. Gene Ontology annotation, molecular function: nucleic acid binding. The record is from RefSeq and is a predicted model, not a curated record.
CGUGCUGUGAGCAAUUGAUUGGCUCUCCUCUCCAGAUACGUGCAAAAAAUGUCAAGCUCGACUCGCCUUCACUUCCUUGCUCUUUCCCAAUGGAAAGUCGCGGUGACCAUGCGGACCCACUUAAUCUUAAUGCGCUGUUUGCUCGCCAAUACAAAAACUUCGUGAUCGAUUUUGGACCGACUCUUCAGCUACCUCGCCGAAUCUUGCCCUGACCACUGGAUUUUCUUUGAAUUCUAUUAAUCUUUGCUAAUAAGGGUAGACAUUUACGCCAUGGCCUCAGGUAAACAGCGACGGAAGCGAGCGUUAGAAAAGAGCAAGAAACACCAAGCGUUGGAAGAAGAGCGCAAGAAACAACGAGCUUUGGAAGAGUACAAGAAAAAACAAGCGUUGGAAAAGUGCAACAAACUCCGAGACGGAAGUCGCGACCGGCGCAAACGGAUCAUCGCCGCGAUGAUCGGUGAGUCCCGUGUCUUUCAGGGCAGAAUCAGGAAGUGUGGAGAGCGAGAGAGUGACGCCAGCUACCUCGAGGACAUCCAACGGACCUACAAUGACGGCAAAGCCCAGGUAUACUGGACGGACGGUAGUGUCCAGGACGGUACCCUAGGCGCCGGAGUAGUCUGGGAAGGAGAGGAUGGGAGCGGCUGGCAUGAAAGGAAGGUUCGGCUUCGACGAGACACGGGCUCACCAGUGGACGCAGAGCUAUACGCCAUCAAGACGACGCUCGAGCACGCGGCAGAGGGGAAUGUCCGGGUCCGCCAUGUUUGGAUACUCCCCGACUGUUUUGAAGUGCUGCGAGGACGAAUGGCUCUACCGGGCCAACAAGAUAUGGUAUGAGCAAGGAGGAGAGGAAUAAGAAGAUAUGAUACCGCCGCCUUCAUCCUACUUCAUCCCUCCCCCUCCUCC